Molecule: messenger RNA, 351 nt
Organism: Argiope bruennichi
Lineage: Eukaryota; Metazoa; Arthropoda; Arachnida; Araneae; Araneidae
Product: ribosomal protein 63, mitochondrial-like
Exons: 1
Coding region: 1-351 (116 amino acids)
Biological process (GO): mitochondrial translation
Cellular component (GO): mitochondrial ribosome
Molecular function (GO): structural constituent of ribosome
Source: RefSeq, a predicted model, not a curated record
AUGAAGCUAACUACCAUCUUAUUUAAAUAUAAAUUUGUGAAAGGUAUACCCGGUAAUAUAUGGAUUGGUAAACAUCGCUUUGUGCCUCCGGUGACAAGGAAAGUCAGAUUAGAGAUGUGGAAGAAAAUGAUGAUUGAAGAAGAAGUUAUGAUGUAUUUAAAGAAUCCCUAUGUAACAGAGGAACAGGAGAAACUUUAUCUUGAACAGAAUGAAAAACCUCAAGAGAAAGUGUUCAUCGAAAAAACAUCGACAUUGAAACCGCUGAAAGAAAGAAGUGUUGCAUACCAUUUAAAUAGAUUAAAUCAUAAUCGCCCAUGGGGUGACCAUGAAUAUGAACCUGAUCUGAAAUAA